UAAUAAUAAUAAUAAUAAUAAUAGCCAAAGACGCGGACUGAAUACUCAGAGGCCGCCUGUAACUCCGCACUAAAGUUAAGCCAAUGGCCUACUUGGGCCGCGCAGGAUUAGACUUCAACAUCCCACCUCCUGCGCUCGUGUCUGUUUAAAUGUUGCAAAUUGCUGCCUGACGAAAGGUUCUGCUGAACUUGGAAGCUGUGUCAGCGUAGUUAUCCUAACAAUGUAUAUUACGCACAUUUAUUUACAAGUUCAAAAGAAGAAAAGCCGUCUGUGUGUGUGGUGCCAGAAGACGACCCGCCCCGUGCCGUUUCACUCAAAUGUAAGGGAGUGGGCUGGCGCCUUGAGGGUGCUUGAGCGCUUCGCUUACAAAGGCCAGAGCCAAUAAACACCCUUUUUACAAGCGUGCCGGUCUUGCAGGUGUACUGCUACCUGACUACAGGUAAGGAAGCGUUUGGCCGUUUUGAAUGGCCCAGCAUUUCCUGCACCGACCUUAGCCCCGCCCAUUACCUGUGGGUGAGAAAAGGAGUUGCCGGGAGGCUGCCUUGCCCGAACUUUCCACAGAGGAAAAAGUUUGCAUCAUGGCAGAGGCAACAGAACCCAUUCACUUUCUUGAUGUCUGCAGUCAAAAAUUCUCCGAAUUUGUGUUCACCGCUGAACAUAAAUGCUUAAUGUGGUUGCGGGAAAUCGAGGAGGAAGCCAUGAAGAUGUUUGAUAGCAAUCUCAGUGCUGAGCCUGCGCUGAUGCCCAAAACACCAUCACAGAAGAAGCAUCGGAAGAAGAAGCGCUCUUCAUCUUUUAAAGAUGAUAGUAAAGAACUGACUAGAAAAAGACUGUCCAAAAGACGAAGUGGCAUAAAACCAGUAUCCUCUAUUGAGCUUUUCCUGAGCAAAGAGAAUCUGGAGGUAACAGUACCUUGUAAAACAAGCUUUUUCACAAAAGAAAAUUUAGAAGCACACUGUAACAAGACAGUAAUGCAUCCAGCUGAAGACACAGCCCUUGCUGUUGACUUCAACAGAAAUAUUCAAGGAAAAGGAAAAAUGGAUGAAGAAACAAGCAGCAUCCCCGCAAUCUUCACCAUUUGCCCAGAUGGACGUUUUGCUGAUAGGGUUGGAGCUACUGAAGUUCCAGGCAUAUCAGAUGGCUUUGCAGUCAUGCUGCCAAAUCCCCUUGUUCCAGCAAAGACUGAAAAAGACUGGGAUGCAUGCAGGUUGAGUACAUCUACUCCGAUACAGUCUUUAAAUGUGAAGCCUGCAGGGGGAAGAAAAGUGUUAUUGGCCCAACAAGUAAGUAAUAAUCUUGUUCAAGGAGAAACUAUAUAUCAACCCUUAAAAGACAGCAGUGGAACCUCUGGAGGCUCCCGAUCAGGUCAUCGCCCUUCAAAUAGACUCCACAAGAGCAGGAGAGUGUCCCUUGCAGAGAAAUACUCACUAACCAGCAAAAGGAAAAGCAUGAUUCGGAAAUCCAUCAGCAAGUCAAUUGCCAAAAAGAAAACAGCUCAGAACUCUUCAUCUACAUCUAGUCAAGUAAGCUGCCAUAGUUCCAUUGAAUUGCUUAUGGAUGAUGAAACAAGUAAAAAUGGGCCUUCCUUGCUACGGAAUGCUCAGUCUGAUGAGGAACUGAAGAUGCUACAAAAAACACCCCAUGCUCUAGAUGUAUUUAGUGUGAUUUCUAUCCAUGCUGCCAAAGUUCCAGAUCAACCCGAGAUGGAGAAGGAGAAAGUAUGCAAUGAAGAAAGUCUUGCCAUUAAGAUGACUGGCCUCCAGGUCAGUGGAUCUGAAGAUUCAGCCCAAAGCAGCCAACACCAUCAACAGAGUAUUAGGAGUCAAAGUUACAAACAAGCAGUGGAUGGGUUGCCUUCUGCCCAGCCGACAAAAGAUGAAGACCUUUCAUCUUCUAUUAAAAAAAAUUCAUCUCCUCUUGCAAACAAAACACUGUUCCCUUCUGGUCCAGACAGGAUCACACGACCUUUCAAAAACUUAUUUCAGACAAUGCAAAAAAGCCAGCUGUUCAAAUCCACUGUGUCUCCAGGGGCCAGCAGCAUCAUGAAAAGUCUUGUCAAACCUACCACACCUGCCAUUAAACUUGAUACCAGGGGAGAAUUUGUGGAAAAGCAACGACAACGACUGGAAAGUCUGCGGAGAAAACAAGAAGCUGAGCAACAGAGAAAACAGAAAGUGGAAGAGGAAAAAAGACGAAGGUUGGAAGAGAUAAAACUGAAGCGUGAAGAACGGUUAAGAAAGGCACUCCAAGCUCGAGAACGAGUGGAGCAGAUGGAAGAGGAAAAAAGGAAACGAAUGGAACAGAAAUUUUCUCAACAUGAGGAACGGAGCGAGAAGACACGAGAAGAGAAGACAACAGAGGAAAAGACAAAGAGAAAAGUGUCCAUGAGGAAAAUAUGGGAUAUAGAAACCCCCAAACAGAAACCAUUGCAAAUGUGUCAGGAAGAGGAACAAAAGCUUCAAGAACAGCCAGAAAAAUGGAAGACGGUUGGGGAAAUUAAGAAAAUGCUAGAACAUAAUAAUGUGAAACAAGCAAAUGAAAGGCACCAUGGACAGCAAGAUAAAGAGAAAUGGUUAAAACAGCUGGAACUGGCAGUACUUUCAGAAGAAGAAGAAAACCAGAAGCAGGGAGAAAAGAGUCCUACCAGUCAAAUUUCUCAGGAAAAGAAAGCCAAGAAUGUUGAAGUGGUCCCCGCUGCCAGUAUGAGUGCUGCUCAGAAAUCUAUCAGUAAUUCCAACCAUGUAAACCCCAAGCCCCUCAAUCCUAAUGACUAUGGAAUGGAUUUGAAUAGUGAUGACUCCACGGAUGAUGAAAGCCAGCCCCGCAAACCGAUUCCUCCUUGGGCCACUGGUCUUCAGCUUAAUGAAGCUGUCACAUAUCAAUACUACAAUCCUCCAGACACUGAUACAUUUUUUGGACAAAUCUUGAGCCCUAAACUAGAAGACAUCUUCUACAAGAGCAAACCAAGAUACUUCAAGCGCACCAGUUCUGCUGUCUGGCAGUCACCACCUUUACCAGGAACCAAAACAGCACUGCGUGCAUAUCCAAUAGCAUGAAAAAAAUACUGAGGCUGGGAAGGACCUGGUAGUACUGUCAGAUGAGUUUUCUCAGUAAGACAUCUGUAAAUAUUUUAAUAUUUUAUAUUUUUCCUAUAGUGUGCAAUAAAGAUUUAAAUUCUGAAAGAGUUAGUUUUUAAUAAAGAAUGUGGUUGUGUGUGUGUAUUGAAUUUUCUAAAAGCUGAAAUACUUUUUGUGGCUAGAAAAGAUAUUUUAUCUGCACUAUUUCUUCAUAUAUAUAUCAUCCUUUAUUAUCUGGUGCAAACAGAUGUGCCUUGAUUGGGAUCUUUUUGCUACAUGUGGAAGUUCUGAUCCUUCUGCCAAGACAAAGAAAGCAAUGGGGGAAAUGUACAUUGUCAUUCAAUGGCCUAGCCAAGCACAUAAGAGAUGAAUAUUAAUUGAGCUGUGAAACGUUUGUCAAAUUCUAGAUUCCUUUUCAUAAUGUGAUAUUCAUUUCAGUUGAAGCCUUUCCUGUAGACAGGAAAACUUCAUGUUGUGGAAAUGUUUGAAAAUUUUGUUAGUGUUUGGGGAAUAUUCUAUGCCACAUUUCAGAUUUUUAAUAGAAAUCUGUUAUAAAGUGAGUAAUAAGCAGCCCAAUCCAGUGGCACCAUCCUCUCCCGCCCGGCAGCUCUGGAUUGGGCUGUAUCUUUCUUCCUAUGCCAGACUUACUGAGCAUGAGGAAAGUUGGAGCUUUGAGAAAUUUUCUGACCUUCUUAUUCUGUUUGCCUUGAUAAUGCUUAGACUCACUGAUAAAUUGGAUUAGGAUGCAAAU
Molecule: messenger RNA, 3828 nt
Organism: Sphaerodactylus townsendi
Lineage: Eukaryota; Metazoa; Chordata; Lepidosauria; Squamata; Sphaerodactylidae
Product: inner centromere protein-like
Exons: 19
Coding region: 579-3056 (825 amino acids)
Biological process (GO): metaphase chromosome alignment; meiotic spindle midzone assembly; mitotic cytokinesis
Cellular component (GO): chromosome passenger complex; meiotic spindle midzone; kinetochore
Molecular function (GO): protein serine/threonine kinase activator activity
Source: RefSeq, a predicted model, not a curated record